AUUGAUAUAUAUAUUGCUUAUUUUUAUGGUGUUGUGGUUUCUGAAAUUCCCUUUUUGUGUUUUGAGAUGAAGGAAAAAUCGCCCAAGUUUUCUCGAGCACCCGACCUGGCCCUGACCCGACGUAGACCACCGAUGACUCUAGUGGUUCGUUAACCAUUCUUCCAUGCCAACAAUGUGCCCAUAGUGUUUCAGUUGCUACCCCUUCUACCCCUUCUACCCCCAAAAUGGUUUUUCCAGCAUCGCCACUCUUCUCUUUUGAUAUACCUAGAGAAGAUGUCAUCUCUGCUUAUAGUGUGUGGCAGCGAAGUCAAUCAAGAAGCAGUGAACAGAAGGCUUAUUACGAUUUGGUUGAAGAGCUGACCAUAGCCAAGGGCUAUACACUUGACAUGAUUGCCUGUAACCAAGAAAGGAUGUGCAAGUUCUACGAAAAGCAUGACAUCCCGCAUUGCCUGGAACUAUGUGUGCAAUGUUCAAUGGUUUGGGAAACAUCAUGGGAGGGCACAGAGCGUAGAGUCGGUUGUUUGCUGAUGCAGGACAUCGGUUCAUAUCCAGCUUUAUAAAACCUAUCUAAAUAUAAGCUCUUAUGUCGUUCUUCAUUGUAAAUUCUAAGAUAGUCAGUCGCAUCUUCGUCCUCCAGAAUC
Molecule: messenger RNA, 641 nt
Organism: Trichoderma harzianum CBS 226.95
Lineage: Eukaryota; Fungi; Ascomycota; Sordariomycetes; Hypocreales; Hypocreaceae
Exons: 1
Coding region: 225-560 (111 amino acids)
Source: RefSeq, a predicted model, not a curated record